UUUUUCCCUCCCGAGUGGGAGGAUUCAGGACGUCGGCCAAGAUGUGACAGAAGCGAUGGGACGCUGAGAGCGAGAAGUAAGGAGCACUGCGCGACGGGAACAGCGAAGUCUAUCAAGAGCCAGGAAAAUAAAAGCGAUCACUUCAAAUGGCGACGCAGUAUUCUGACCUCGAGAAGGCCAUUAACACCUUGGUCACAAACUUCCAUUCUGCUUCCCCUGAUAACCGGCCUCCUCUGAAGGUAGAUGAGUUCAAGCAUCUCCUCUCCUCCCAGCUGCCAUCUUUAGUCAAGUCGGAUAAUUUUGGAGAAGUGCUGAAGCAAAUGGGAGUGAAAGAUGGGGAAGGCGUCAGCUUCAAGCACUUUUGGAGCCUGAUCCAGAAUUUGGCCACAACCCAGCAUGGUCUGCUGAGCCACGAGAAGUUGUCCAAAUGCACCUGCCUUUUACUAUGAGCCGUGGGCUUCAACUGCAUCUGCCACUAAGACCUGGUCUCUCUGCAUUUAUCCAGAACCAUUUAUCCAUCUCCAAACAAAACACUUAACUUUUCUUCCUAAGCAUUCCAAUAAAUAAGCAAACUUUUAUAGGCCUACUUUUUUAUUUUAAAUAAUGUGGCAAGCAGUACAGCCAUCAUCUCUCAUCAUAGCAAGCAUCAAGUAAAUCUUAAUGUACAGACCAGUUUACUACUUCAUAUACCAUAACUGGAGUCCAAUUGUUUUUCACUUGUCUCUGGAUUUACAGCUUCCUGUGCAUUUAAGUGUUUUUAAGUAAAUUGAUGAAUAAAUAAAACCUUUCUUUUUUUCUUGCGAUAACACUACAUAUAAACAUACUGCAAUAAUCGUCUAGCAUGUGUAUUUCCAGACAAGAGUGGUUUAUGCAAGCAAAAACAAUAAUAACAACACUUUUUAUUUAUAUUUUGUAAUACUGUUUUUUAUGGCCAAAAAUCAAUAACUCCCUGAAUUAUUGUCUAAUAAAAUUUAUAACAAAAA
Molecule: messenger RNA, 983 nt
Organism: Puntigrus tetrazona (Sumatra barb)
Lineage: Eukaryota; Metazoa; Chordata; Actinopteri; Cypriniformes; Cyprinidae
Product: protein S100-A14-like
Exons: 3
Coding region: 147-449 (100 amino acids)
Source: RefSeq, a predicted model, not a curated record